Messenger RNA from Aureobasidium melanogenum CBS 110374, 1794 nucleotides. RefSeq lists its product as uncharacterized. Gene Ontology annotation, cellular component: Set3 complex. The transcript has a single exon. Gene Ontology annotation, biological process: regulation of transcription by RNA polymerase II. The coding region runs from base 1 to 1794 and encodes 597 amino acids. Gene Ontology annotation, molecular function: protein binding; transcription corepressor activity. The record is from RefSeq and is a predicted model, not a curated record. NCBI's taxonomy places the organism in Eukaryota, Fungi, Ascomycota, Dothideomycetes, Dothideales, Saccotheciaceae.
AUGGGUGACGGCGCUCUGGGCUCGGACCACAUCAACUACCUGAUCCUCCGCUAUCUACAAGAAGCAGGACACGAGAACGCUGCGAGAGCUCUGCACCAAGACUGGCAUCGUCCGCAAGAAUAUGGCGAUCCCGAGAAGCUGCCAUUUGCUCCUCUCGUCAAGCAGCACGAGCUGGUCCACAUCAUCCAGGAUGCCAUCUUCCACGACCAACUACUCUCCCAGGUCACCAACCAGUCGCGACGCUUCAACUUGACCACCAGACAAUUCGCCCAUCGCUCCUCGACCGACAGACGACCCUCUACGAAUCAACAUGACUUUCCGCUCCCUCCUGCCAAACGCUCACGCAAGAGCAAUGACUCGCUCAACCCAGACAGCAUGCACAUCGAUCCUACACCACAAGACCAUGAUCAAGACGCAGACCCCGACCCUACACCUGAUGCCCCGGAGCCAGAACACAUCCCCACCACCUCAUCUGCCACUCAGACCGACAAGAAGCUCAAGUCCAAGUCCGAGACCAUGUACUGGGCCCUGGAUCAACCCGACGCUUCCAUCAUGCAUGCUCUGUGGAAUCCUCAACUCUCCCAAUCCACCCGCUUGCUCACUGUAGGAGAAUCUUUGUGUCGCUUCUACGACCUGCCACACCACACAAAGAACGGUACACAGCGUGCUCACCAUACCGACGCCGAGACCAUGCCCAAGGGCUCCGUCAUCACGGCUGCCUGCUGGCACCCUUCUGGCCGCUACGCUACCUGUGCCCUUGACUCUACCCGCCGCCUACCAGACGGCAGUCACGAAUCCGUGAGGUCUAUGUUUGACGCUACUGUUCAAGGCACGAAGAGGUUGUAUGAUCUUCAUGGUUAUCUGCUCCAGCAUUCUGCCAUAAUUGUCGCUCUACGCUACAACAAUGCCGGUACCCGCCUGUUGAGUGUCUCGACAAAUAUGAAACGUGGUCUGGUCGAGAUCUGGGAUGCUAGUCAAACCACCACCUCGCUAGAUCCUGUCGCAGUCAAGCUCUUUAACCAGCCCGUUAUUGAUGCUGUCUGGGCCUCUGACGACUCAAUCGUUGUCUGUGGUGAGAAUCGUCUCGAUUUUUAUCAAAUUCAUGAUGCUUCACUACCUAAUGGUGCUGAUGCGAAUGGCGACUCUUUUGCCUCUACCGGCACCAGAAACUUUGCUCUUCAGUAUUCGCAUCCUACAGAUAAGCAGUGGGACAAGGUACGAUAUGACUCUGUGAACGGUGUUGUUGCUGCAACUUCAUCGUCCGAUGACUGCACUAUAUUGCUCGCCAAGACUAGCCCUCGUUGGACUCUUUUGCCUGGCUUCCCCACUGAAGGUCCUGCCAGCAAACGUGCUACCGCCAUGGCAUUCCAACCGAUUGACACUUCGAAAACAAGCAGUUCGUCAUCGUCAAGGCGCCUUGCCGUGACUCACGAUUCUGGACUCGUCAGAGUCUAUAGAGUUACCUCCGACCUGUGUGAGACCUUGCACGAGUUUACUAUGGGCCCUCACGAAGCUGCUUUGGCUUUAUCGUGGUCCCCUGCAGGUUCCUGUCUGGCCGUAGCAAGUGAAGAGGCUGUAAAAAUCUGGGACCUCAGCGCCGGAUCCAUACCUCUUCUCACAUGGCGGGCCGCUGCAACACAUUGGUACCGAGGCGAUGAGAACAAUCUACCAAACGGUGAUGAAACAGGGGAUGAACCAAGUCUGAAUUGGGAUGCCGAAGGUAAAAGAUUAGUCUUCGCAGUUGGUCGUAAAGUAAGUACCUUCUUGUAUCGUUCGUGCGUACCGAUUUGCUAA